AUUCGUAGCCAUAUAAAUGUAGGACUAUUUCCAUAAUACGGCAUGCGAUUUAAUUCAUGUACUUUAAUUCAAUUUCAUUUCAAACUGUAGUAUUGCAGAAACAAGUCAAACUAAUUUUAAAAAAGACAAAUUUUUUUCAAUGCAAUUAUUUUUGCAUACAAAAUGUUGUGUCAGAGAUUUCGCACGUCAAUAAAACUAAACAAUUUUAUAGGUUAUAUCAAUGAAUUUAAUCAGCUAGUCACAUGUACAAAACAAGUUGUCAAGAAUGAACACUUGCAGCCAAGACUACAGCCUCAAGUCAGCAAUUUCUGUGUGGAAAAGCUUCCAAAAACUGCAAAUAUUUUUGGAGACAUUUCAGGUAGAAAAUUUGAGCGCGUUGAGAUGGAUAAGCUUGAAAAAGAAGAAGAAAAGUUUCAAGAUACAGAAGCACGCGUUCCGCGUCGGCUGAAACCCAGCUUGGGCCAGUAUGCUAAAAUGAUCAAUUUCUACAUAUCCAAGAAUGAUUUAAAUUCCGCUUUAAGUGUACUUGAUCUCAUAAAAAAGAAUCGAGACAAACCCACUAUGUACAUAUACAAUCUGUUGUUGCGAGGUUAUGCUAUGCAAGGUGAUAUAAAGCAGUGUAUCAGUCUCUAUAACAAAGCGAAAAAGCGUGGCUUGGAACCAACUGCAGCAACUUACACCAGUCUGUUUAAUGUAUGCGCUGAAUCUAAGAACAGUGAGCUUGCUUUGGACUAUUUAAAGAAUCUACGACAAUCACUCUAUGAGAAGCAGUUUCCGUUGAACGAAACGCAUUAUAACGUCAUGGUGAAGGCGUAUAGUUGGCACAAUCAAACCGUGGAAGCCUUUCAAUUAGUGGACGAAAUGAAGGACAAGCGUCUACCCAUUGGGGAGAGCACCUAUAAUUCCCUCCUUCACGGAGCAAUUGCUCACAAAGAGGCUGGUCUGCGACACGCUCUGAUUGUGUGGCAUUUAAUGCGUUCGUGGAAAAUCAAACCAACUUUGACUACGUACAAUCUUUUCCUAAGAGCAAUCAGAGACACAGAUUUUAAGAGUUUAAAGCUCAACGAAGUCCUUGUCUCAGGGCAGACUAAGCAGACCAGGAUUUUGUUGAAGGAAGGUGAAAGACCAAAUUUAUUGGCAUCUCCACCUGUUCUGAGUACAUUGUUACCUUUAGCGGGAAAAGAACAGAGCAUUGUGCAAUAUGAUGCUAGUGCAAAGCAGGAAGAAUCGAUAAACUUAAAUGACGUGCUGGUGAGUAAUCGUUUAAUCUUAUUCGGUGGUGUGGAUGGAUUAGAUCAAAUGGCCAUCGAUGAUGUUAAACCCAAUGAGAAAACCAUGACACUGCUCCUGGAUUUAAUUCCGAAUUCGAUACCAGCGGAGAAUUUAUUGUUAAAAAUUGCAGAUAACAAUGGUAUCAAGCUAGAUAUUGACUUUUAUAAUAUGCUCAUCAAAAGACGCAGCAUGCGAUUUGAUUACAAGGCUGCAAAGGAGGUGUUAAGCAUAGCAGAGCGGAAGAAGCUUUCCCCAAAUAUUAUGACGUUUGGCGUCUUGGCGCUCGGUUGCCAAAAAUGCAAAGACGCUAAAGAAUUAUUGCAAGGAAUAGAAGUUUUCGGCUAUAAACCCAAUCAUGCAAUCAUGAGUACUCUCAUCGACACAGCUUGCCACAAGAAAGAUUUGCACUACUUGUUAUUUGUGAUGAAUUAUAUGGUGGAAAAUAAAAUGUAUCCCAAUGCGGCCGCCAUUAAAAAUCUGGAGGAAUUUUCCAAAGGAUUAUCGAAGAUUGAGAAACCUAGAGGAAAGUACAAGCUUCAAAAAAUGCAGCGUUUGAAGGAAAACAUAGAGAGAUUUGGACAGCAAUAUCCCAGAUGGAAAAAGAUGAUAAAAGAUGACGAGUGAACUAUCACAAGAUGAAACAUUACCUUCGUAAACAUUUUUCAGAAAAAAAUGUACAUUAUUAUUAGCGUAAUUUAUGUAUAAAUAUAUACAUAUAU
Molecule: messenger RNA, 1991 nt
Organism: Linepithema humile (Argentine ant)
Lineage: Eukaryota; Metazoa; Arthropoda; Insecta; Hymenoptera; Formicidae
Product: pentatricopeptide repeat-containing protein 1, mitochondrial-like
Biological process (GO): tRNA 3'-end processing
Cellular component (GO): mitochondrial matrix
Molecular function (GO): tRNA binding; protein binding
Source: RefSeq, a predicted model, not a curated record